Messenger RNA from Entrophospora candida, 1218 nucleotides. NCBI's taxonomy places the organism in Eukaryota, Fungi, Glomeromycota, Glomeromycetes, Entrophosporales, Entrophosporaceae. The record is from the annotation of a GenBank genome assembly.
AUGAACUCAAUUAAUCAAUUAACCCCAGAAGAAAGACAAGCCAAAAAAGAAGAACUGAGAAAAAACCUGGACCUUCAAAAAGAAUUAUUAAAAGAAAUUGAGGAGGAAGAUCUACAAAAAGAAAAAGAAGAAAAGAAAACUCUAAUAGCAGAAAAAGAAACUGAAUUAAAGAACAUAAAUCAACAAAUCAUAAAACUAAGGAUUACCAGGGAAAACCUAGCAAAAGAAAUUGAAAAUUUAAAAAUAGAAAUCGGAGAAAAAACUAUUAGCGGAAAAAUUAUUGAAGAAAUACUUAAAGAAGAAGCAAGAGCAGAAAAUUCUCAGAAAAGAAAUAUCUCGCCAGGGGAUAAAUGGAGUCAAGAAUGGGGAAGAAAGAAUAAUUUUGAAGAAAAUUACUAUAAAAGAAACAAGAACGAAGAAUUCGGAGUAAAAGAGCGAUUAGGAAAAAGAGAAGAAAGAAUUGGAAACUUCGGAUGCAGCAACUGUAAAGAAACAACCCACCUGUUUAAAGAUUGUCCAGAAAUAGAAUGUGGAAACUGUCGAAGAAAAGGACAUAUAAAGAAAUUUUGUCCAGGAAAAAUAGAAAAAAUUGAAAUCGAACUACCAAAUGAAAUUAUCAAAGAAAUAUUUUUACAAACAAUAGAAUCCAUAAGGAACGAAAAAGAAACUUUAGAGAAAUAUAAAAAUAGAAGGAUACUGGACCUACGAAGAAUCUCGAAAGGAUGGACAGGGUUCUUUACAAAAGAAUCUUUUCAGGAAAUAUUCAUGACUAGAAUCUGUAAACCAAGAAAUAAAUUUAAAAAGAAACAACCAUGUACAUGUGGAGUAGACGCUUUUGGACAUUUAAAAGAAACAUGCAAGAAUUGCAUAGAAAAAAUGAAAUACAUGACUGAAAAAGAAGAAAUUUUGAAGAAAGUAUUUGGAAAAGAAUUUUUCAAUAAUUGUGACUGUGAAUUUUGUAAAGAAAGAAGGGAUUUUGAAAAAAGAAAAGAAGACCCUAAAAAUAAAAAGGCAGAAAUAUAUGGGAAAAUAUUUAACCAAAUAGAACAAAAACAAACAGGAUAUUAUCAAUGGACAAGAAAAGAUAUUAUAGGAAAUAUACAAUAUCAUAAAACUACCAAUGCCCAUAAAAGGGGAUGUAGGACAUGUCAAACAUUAAAGGAAAGAUUAGAUGAAAUACGAGAAUUGGAGAACAAUAGAUAUUUCCAAGAUUAUUAA